Molecule: messenger RNA, 410 nt
Organism: Drosophila navojoa
Lineage: Eukaryota; Metazoa; Arthropoda; Insecta; Diptera; Drosophilidae
Product: larval cuticle protein 65Ag1
Cellular component (GO): chitin-based extracellular matrix
Molecular function (GO): structural constituent of chitin-based larval cuticle
Source: RefSeq, a predicted model, not a curated record
GCUUACAGCCCUCUAAGUCACGGUUACCUUUGAAGUCUCAAACGCGCAACACAUCUACUUAAACAUGAAGUUCCUCAUCGUCUUCGUUGCUCUCUUCGCCCUGGCAGUGGCAGCUCCUGCUCAAGAUCAAGAUGCCCAAGUUCUGCGCCAGGAUCAAGAUGUUGGCAUUGACAAUUUCAAGUACAGCUUGGAGUUGAAUAAUGGUAACCAACAAGAAGCCGAAGGAAACCUCAAGCAAAUUGGCGAAGAACAAGCUAUUGUCGUUAAGGGCUCGUUCGCCUGGGUUGAUACUGAGGGCAAAGUGCACUCAAUUACGUACAUUGCCGAUGAGAACGGCUACCAGCCACAGGGUGAAGAUAUUCCCGUUGCAUAAGCGAAGUUGAACUUAAUUAAAUUGAUUGUUUUAUAAA